Molecule: messenger RNA, 975 nt
Organism: Ciona intestinalis (vase tunicate)
Lineage: Eukaryota; Metazoa; Chordata; Ascidiacea; Phlebobranchia; Cionidae
Source: RefSeq, a predicted model, not a curated record
UUGCAAGAAAGUUGAAACACAAUUAAUUGCCAGUCCAAAUUUAUGUUAUAUUCAAAGUUAACUUAGGUUUACUUAAUCACUAAAGUUAUUUAGAUCAUGGCCGGAAAAGAUUUAUUAGGUCGUCUUACUAAACUCGGUGGAAGUGGUGUCGCGUUGGGUGGGGUCGCUGCUCUAAUUUAUGGAGUUAAGGAAUCCAUCUAUUCUGUGGAAGGCGGUCACAGAGCUGUUUUAUUCAACAGGAUAGGAGGUGUACAACAAGUCACAUAUGGCGAAGGGUUGCAUUUUAGGUUACCAUGGUUUCAAUAUCCAAUCAUCUACAACAUAAGAUCCCGCCCAACUAGAGUUGGCUCUCCUACAGGUAGUAAGGAUCUUCAAAUGGUGAAUAUUAACUUGAGAGUUUUAACUCGACCGGAAGCAAGUUCUCUACCAUUGAUAACACAAACACUUGGAACAGAUUAUGAUGAGAAAGUCUUACCAUCAAUUGUGAAUGAAGUUUUAAAAAGUGUUGUUGCCAAGUUUAAUGCUUCGCAAUUGAUUACACAGCGAGCACAGGUUGCUCAGCAAGAUGCCCAGCGUGCUCAAUACAUAGUUGAACGAGCGAAACAAGACAGACAACAAAAGAUUGUACAAGCCGAGGGAGAAGCACAAAUUGCUAAAACAUUAGGAGAAGCCAUCAGUAAAAACCCAGCUUACCUUAAAUUAAGGAGAAUCCGAGCAGCACAGAGCAUUGCUAAAACACUUUCACAAGGCCAGAACAAAGUAUAUCUUGAUGCAAACAGUCUCAUGCUUAAAAUUGGUGAUGAUGUUUACGAAAAGAGAAAACUUUAAAAUAAUUUCCAUUCUGCGUACAUGGAUUCCUGGUUCAAUUGAUUUCUUGCGUGAAGUUGCAACAUUGACUAAUUCUUGAUCCACACCGGCUGCACCAUUUGUACAUUACGUGUUGUGAAAUUCAAUAAACAAUUAUCUUGUAAAAAA